Molecule: messenger RNA, 2226 nt
Organism: Bactrocera neohumeralis
Lineage: Eukaryota; Metazoa; Arthropoda; Insecta; Diptera; Tephritidae
Exons: 3
Coding region: 632-1693 (353 amino acids)
Source: RefSeq, a predicted model, not a curated record
GUGCAGCGAAAUAAAACAGUAAAUGGACUGUGUUCUUUUUUCAAUAAUUGUCACUCUCGUUUGUUUGGCAUUUGAAAUCAGAUGUGUUAAUUUGUGCGAAUUGAUUAUUUAAUAAAAAAAAGAAAUGAGUGAAUUACCAGCAACUGCAAGUACAUUACAUAUACAAACACGACAACGUUCUGAACAAGUUGUGAAUAUUGAACUAAUUGGAAGAAUUUCUCAUCAGAUGACAUGUGCUAAACUACCAUCGAACAAACAAAUACUACAAUUACUAUUUUAUAACAUUAGAUUUGUGUAUCGGCAAUUGAGAGAAAGUGCAAAAUUAACAAUAUGUAAAUGCUGUAUUAAUAUUUUGGCAACAAGCUCGAAUUCCGACAAAAGAUGUAGCUAGGUGUGUCGAUAAAUUAAAAUCUCUGUACAAAUUAUAUCAGAAGAUUCAAAAAACCGUACUAAAUGAGAGAUCUGAUGCUCAGAAAAAAAUUGUUGAAGACUUUUCUGCAGAAUUGAGUAAUUUGUUUGACAUUGCUCAUAGAGAUGCUUUACAAAACAUGCGUAUUAGCGAAGACAAGGAAUUUUUGAUUCUACAAAGGCAAAAAGGUCGUCCUGGUAGCAUGGCCGCAUUGAAAAAGAAAUGUCUAGAAAAAGGAAACAUCAACAAAUGCCGGAAGUGAAUCUCGAACUCAAAGACGAUUUUGGUAUGGACUAUGAAGAAGAUAUUGGUGUCAGUGAGCCUGAAGUAGCGGAAACCAAUGUGAAAAAAAAUACAAAACAAACUGCUUCAACUUGUAUUAACAGGGGAAGAAAACAUUUUAUCACACCGCGAUUGCUUUCAGCACUUGAUAGCGCUAAAGUAAGCGAUGGAAAGGCGAUGCACAUUCUGAUGGCGACUGCAGAAGCAUUGGGCCAUUGCACUAGCGACUUGGUAGUCAAUCGUUCUACUCUCCAUAGACUGAGGGAAGAGCUUUGCAGAAAAGAAACACUGAGGAUUCAACAGAGUUUUAUUGACAAACUAAGUGAUACACAAGCAAUGGUCGUCCACUGGGAUGGUAAAGUAUUGCCGGAUCUAAUUGGAAAAAUAAAAGUUGAGCGAAUUGCAGUGCUUGUUAGUUAUAAUGGCGAAUCCAAAUUUCUAGGCGCUCCAAAACUUAUAUCUGCCACUGGUGAAAAUAUAGCUACAGCCGUUUUUGAUACACUUAGUAAAUGGAAUAUUUUAGAUCGCGUAGAAGGCAUGUCUUUUGACACCACGUCCACUAAUACUGGUCCAAUGAAUGGAGCAUGCGCUCAAUUGCAACGCAUGUUAGGAAGAAAUUUGUUGACUUUACCGUGCCGUCACCACAUUCUAGAAAUAUACUUGCGUAGUGUAUUCGACCUGCAUUUCAAAGAGACUCAAGCACCAGAAGUCUCAAUUUUCGAGAGAUUUGCCAAAGCCUGGCCAAAUAUUGACACUUCAUCAUUUAAGAGUGGGCUCGACUGUGAAGAUAUAAAAUCUCAUAUAAGUGAUGGCAUCUGCAAUGACAUCAAACAAUUUUGUCAUUCACAAUUACAAAAAACUUUUGUUUGUGCUGACUACGAAGAAUUUUUACGUCUAAUACCUACAUUUCUUGGUGACAAUGGUGGUAAAUUUAAAAGUUACAAGUCAUGCACGUUGGAUGUCAAAGGGAAUCUAUUCCUUGAAAAUAUUUCUUUUUCGUGAUCAAUCGUUUAUAUAUAUAUAAAAGCUUGAUACAAAUGCUCUAAUGCAAUUACCUCUCCCCCGCAUGAUUUAAACUUUGUAAAAGAAUGUAUUAAUUAUGAAAAAGUGAACCCAAGUAUUUCUUCGGAAUUGCUGAGAAAAAUGUAACAACACAUGUGGUAUUUGUCAGAGGAAAACGUCGCAAUGGCUUUCUUUGAUUUCAAUGUUUCUGUAGGUGUUAAGAAAAAAAUGGUAAAAAAUUUAAAAUCAGAAGAGCCAACUAAUAAACUACAAAACAAUCGCAAAAUAAAAAAAUUAAGUGACUUAGGCAAUUCGGAUUUAAGCGAAUUUGUAUCCAAAAGAACUUUAACAUUUUUUAUGAAGUACAAGUUGUCAACCAACUUUUUGUAUUUGGAUCAAGAGUCUUGGGAAACAAACGAGGAAUUUCAAAAUGGUCGCGCAAUAUGCCACAAAUUGCUUGUUACUAAUGAUACAGCGGAAAGAGGUAUUAAAUUUAUAAAGGAUUUCAAUACUAUUCUUACAAAUAAAGAAGA